AUGGACGCGGAGGAUUUGAAAACUCCUGACCGGAUCUUCCACAAGUCUUCUUUCAGCAUCAGCAGCCUGUUGUGGAGAAGAGAAGAGGUGAUGGAUGACCGAGAAUGUGCGUCUCCUCCACGGAAAGUGCGCUCAUCUCACCCAGCUGGGAAGACAGGUCAAGAGGAAAACUUUGCCAAGGAGGAAAGCUGUGAAAACUCAAAGCAGCGCGCUAAAAUGGAUGUUAAAGCGGUGAAGAGAGAGGAAAAUAAGGGGGAUUCGGAUAAAAGUGAAGGAGCAGAGCAGAGCGUUAAACCCGAGAAACCUCCGUUCAGUUACAACGCGCUCAUCAUGAUGGCGAUCCGCCAGAGCCCGGAGCGGCGGCUCACGCUGAACGGCAUCUACGAGUUUAUUAUGGACAACUUCCCCUAUUACCGACAGAACAGACAAGGGUGGCAGAACUCCAUCAGGCACAACCUGAGUCUCAACAAAUGCUUCGUUAAAGUGCCGCGCCACUACGAUGACCCCGGUAAGGGCAACUACUGGAUGCUCGACCCCUGCAGUGAGGACGUCUUCAUAGGAGGCACUUCGGGGAAACUCCGGCGCAGAACGACGGCGUCGUCCCGGUCCAGACUAGGAGUAAGAAGAGGAGGGAGUCGACUGGUGUCCUCAAGCGCGGCGGCGGCCAGCGUCACUUUGGCUGCAGCCAGUUCGUUUUACUGGCCGGUGCCGCAGUUCCUGCCUCUCCAAACACCUGUGCGCGCACACUUUGGCGCAGGCGCCUACCUGAGCGCGCACCCUCGCUUCUCCAGCCACGCCGCCUCGGUCGCCUCCCAGCGGGCCCGGCUGAGCGCAGGGGCCGCAGACGCAGAGCGGCUGGUGCAGACGCACCAGAAGAUGUCUUAUAUCAGAGUCAGCUGUGCGCAAUCCCGCCGCAACCAGACUUUCUCCGCGUCCAUCCCCGCCUGCACCCUGCCGCUGUCGGACCCGUGCCCUUUUAACGUGAUCUCGGGACAAGCCAGCUAUUUUUAUUCCCACCAAAUACCCUGCGCCGCCGCGUUCAGUCCGUGUCAAGAGGAGUGCGCCACAUCCAAGACGUCGCCCGGAGAGUUUUUAUCCAAGACUGGUUACUCUGACCACGGUGGAUGCUGCUAUGACAUUCCAAAUUACUGUCCUCAAGUUAGUUCAAGCCCUCCUUCAGCUUGGAAUAUAGAAAAAUAAACUAUUGUUAAUAGUGACUUGGGCCAAAAACCCUGCUUAACUCACAUAGAGAACUUUCUUGUUCAUAAUUUCAUUGUGGGGGAUAUGAAUGAGCAGUUUUACUGUACUUAUACUAUCAUACAGUUUGUUUUCAAUGAACAAAAUAAUAGAAAACACAUAAAGUACCAACCCUUAUCAUAAGCAAACUCUUCCUCUAACACAAUCAUCUCCCAAAAGAUGCAAUAAAUAAAUAAAAAGUGGAUCAUUUUAACAGUGCAACGGACACAAUAGAUAAUUCAAAAAAACUGUAAUUAAUGACUGAUAAACUGAUCCUCUUUUUUAGAGACAAAUUUCUUAUCUAACCUGUUUUCAUUCAAUUUUUCUAGGUAUAAUGCACUCAUGAAUAAGGAAUAUUGAAGUAAUCUUUGCAUGCAUGUUCCCGUUUUAGGAUUGAUGCCAUUUGAAAAAUGAAAAAGAGAAAACAAUUGCUUGGUCUGAAGUGAUUUAUUUUAGCCAGCUUGUUUACCAACACACUUGAUGUUUAUUUUAAGGCUGCAGUAGGCAUGACAACAUUCCCAGUGGCUUUUCUUUUUAAAAAAAAUACUCUAAUUGAAUUACUCUUGUCCAAAGGCCUUAAAUAUUUCCAAAAUAUGCAUUUACCGACUGAGCCGAAAAUACAAAAUUAAAUGGCACUAAAACAGCUCAUUUGCAGCACUUAUUAUCUACAAUUUCAUUAAUGUUGCAACUAAAAAAUAUUGCAUUCCUAUUUUAAUUA
Cololabis saira (Pacific saury) is the source of this 1954-nucleotide messenger RNA. It is a transcript of the gene foxg1c, whose product is annotated as forkhead box G1c. Gene Ontology annotation, cellular component: nucleus. The transcript has a single exon. Bases 1 to 1200 code for a protein of 399 amino acids. Gene Ontology annotation, molecular function: sequence-specific double-stranded DNA binding; DNA-binding transcription factor activity. The record is from RefSeq and is a predicted model, not a curated record. Gene Ontology annotation, biological process: regulation of transcription by RNA polymerase II. Lineage: Eukaryota; Metazoa; Chordata; Actinopteri; Beloniformes; Belonidae.